UAGAGUAUUUAAAAGGACAUGUGCAACCGGGCAUGUGAAAAAUUAAGAAGAUUAUUAAAUUUAUUUUUAAAUAAAAUCGACACCGCCGAAAAUAAUUCAAAAUUUUUUUUGAAAAUGUAAUUUAACUUAAAAAAAAAACCUCAUAAAACAAAGCAAAAUCAUAAAUUAAUAAAACUACAACAAACAUCAAACGAAAUAAUUUAAAUAAAUUUUUUUUUAAACAACUUUUUCUUUCUCAUGCCAUAUUAAUCCUUUCAGAGGACAAAAUAAAAUAAAUACAGCAUGUAUCACUGCACUAAAGAAAUUCCAAAAAAAUUCAUGAAGACAAAAUUUUUAGGACUCAAAAACUCAAAGAUAGCCACAUUAACAUAUUCCUAUUUUUUGAGUAGACAUGUGAGGUUUAUUUUCAGUAAGACUGGAGUGUGGGCGGAGCAAUACACUGUCAAUCAACGUAAAGAGGUUGAGGAAUUUUGGAAAGGAACUGUCACCAAUGAUCAUGUAUCUUCUAGAGAGAAACAACUUCAGCCAUCAUCUUAUAUACUCUCCAUGUUUCCAUACCCCAGUGGAAAGUUACAUAUGGGGCAUGUUAGGGUUUAUACAAUCAGUGAUGUCAUGGCAAGGUACAAAAGGUUAAAAGGUCACCAGGUCAUUCAUCCAAUGGGGUGGGAUGCAUUUGGUCUGCCAGCUGAAAAUGCCGCCAUUGAGAGGGGCAUCCAACCAUCUGAAUGGACCCUGAGCAAUAUAAAAGCCAUGAAAGAACAAUUGUUACAACUUGGCUGCUCCUUUGAUUGGGACAGGGAAGUUACUACUUGCAAUGAAGAUUAUUACAGAUGGACCCAGCAUAUAUUCAUCAUGUUACAUCAGGCUGGUCUUGUCUAUCAAAAAAUGGCCCCUGUGAACUAUGACCCCGUUGACAAGACGGUAUUGGCAGAUGAGCAGAUAGAUGAGGAAGGAAGGUCUUGGAGAUCAGGGGUUGAAGUUCAGAAAGUGUUGUGUAAGCAGUGGUAUGUUCGGACUACUGCAUAUUCUAAGUCACUGUAUGAUGGAUUGAACGAAGUGGAUGAAGAACUAUGGAGGGAUAUCAUAAGCCUGCAGAGAAACUGGAUUGGUCAGUGUGACGGGGUGAGGUUCCAGUUCCAGACCUGUUCUGGUGAUCAAUCAAGGAAUAGAGAUGAGGAUAUAUCAAUAUUUACGAAACAUCCAUUACAUAUCGCCAACCUAUCACAUAUACUUCUAUCUCCUAAUCAUACUCUCAAUAGGAAAAAAUUUUACAAAGUUUGUUUGUAUAUGUGUUUGUGUUUGAAUAUCCAAGCCGUCAAUCCAUUCACCGGCCGUUUAAUUCCUUUAUUUGUUUCAUUCACUCACUCGUUUGGAGAAUUUCUUGACCAUCACCUGGCUUUUCCCAUGAUAAAUAAACAAGACAAUCAGUUCGCCAGUGAAAUGGGCAUCCUAUUUAAGCCAGGUGAAACAUUCGAAAGUCUCAAUAAUCUUUUAAAGAGGACCGAGGAAUUAAAAAUCGGAAGUCACGUGACGAGCGAGAAAGCUCGCGAUUGGUUGAUAUCGAGGCAGAGGUACUGGGGCACGCCCAUACCGAUUGUCCACUGCAAAAAAUACGGGGUCAGGGCAGUUCCAGUGUCUUUGAACGAUCUACCAGUAAAACUUCCUCCAUACUCAUCUCUACCCAAUAACGAUGAUGAUGAUGAUGGUGAUAAUAAUAAUAAUGGUGAUGAUGAUGGGGAAUGCGAUUGUGACGGCUAUGGAGAGAGGGAGACAGACACGAUGGAUACGUUCGUUGAUUCGUCCUGGUACUUCCUCAGGUAUCUAGAUGCCAAAAACCUGGAUGUGCCAUUUCGUAGAAGUCGUCUGGAGGGCUGCUUGCCUGUGGACCUGUACAUUGGGGGGAAAGAACAUGCUAUCAUGCACUUGUAUUACGCACGCUUUCUACAUCACUUCUUCCACGAUCUCAACUUAACUCCAUGCAAAGAACCAUUUAGGAACCUUUUGACACAAGGGAUGGUUCUGGGGCAGAGCCACAAGACCUCAGAUACGAAUAGAUAUCUGAGGGCAGAUGAGGUUACGUUAUCGCAAGACAACAAAACAUACAUCGAGAAGGCUACUAACAAGCCGCUAAAAACGUGUUGGGAGAAGAUGAGUAAAUCUAAACACAACGGUGUGGACCCCCAGUCUAUCAUGGAUGAAUACGGAUGUGAUAGCACCAGACUAGCGAUACUUGCUAAUGUCUCCCCUAAGUCUGACAGACAGUGGUCCAAUGAAAUUUUUGUAGGCGUUCUUAGGUGGCAGCGUAGACUAUGGGCACUCGCCCACAAGUUCAUCAGCUUAAGGAGCCCAAGUCUCGUCAACAAUCUUAGAAGACCUUCUACUCCUGAUAAUGAUCUUGCAAAUGACGGCGACGAUGGUAAUGAUGAUGAUGAUGAUCGUCGUAAAAAAAUAAGCUUCCAUCUGGAGAGGACAUUCCUGUUGAGUACGUCACUGUCCAGGAUGCAGAUGCUGUCUACAAUUCUAUCGAAAUAUCCGGAGUCAGUAAUAAGGUCAAGCCCCAUGUUCGAGCGAACCCUGUGUGACCUAGUUAUCGUCCUAUCACCGUUCGCGCCUAUGUUCGCAUUGGAAUUGUGGGAGGGCCUAAAAAGUGUUAAUCACACGGAAGAGCAUUACGAUUGGAAUUCAAAUGUCCUGAAGCAAAAAUGGCCGGAAGUUAAUGAUGAUUUUAGGCUUCCAAUGUCUGUAAAGGUCGGUUUUUUAUAA
This is a messenger RNA of Helobdella robusta, 2763 nucleotides long. RefSeq lists its product as hypothetical. Gene Ontology annotation, molecular function: leucine-tRNA ligase activity; ATP binding. The transcript is spliced from 24 exons. NCBI's taxonomy places the organism in Eukaryota, Metazoa, Annelida, Clitellata, Rhynchobdellida, Glossiphoniidae. Gene Ontology annotation, biological process: leucyl-tRNA aminoacylation; mitochondrial translation. The record is from RefSeq and is a predicted model, not a curated record. Gene Ontology annotation, cellular component: mitochondrion. The coding region runs from base 283 to 2763 and encodes 826 amino acids.